AUGAAUCCUGGUGAAAUGAGCUCUCCACGGAUAGGGCAAGUACUGCUUUUCUUUGUUUUCCUGGGAGGGGCUUUGGUCUGUUCAGAGACUGGGCGCUAUGCUGUGGCAGAGGAAAAGGAGGUGGGCUUCAUUAUCGGCAACGUGUUAAAAGAUAUUGAUUUGGACGUGGAAGAUCUGGCUGCCAGGAGGGCCAGAGUCAUCUUUGACGACUAUAAACCAUAUCUGCAAUUAGAUAUGCAGACCGGCAACUUGCUCCUGAAUGAGCAACUAGACCGCGAGGCACUUUGUGAUCUCACUGAGCCAUGUAUAUUGGCUUUCCAGGUGCUAUUGGAAAAUCCUUUGCAAUUUUUUCGGGCUGAGCUUUGGGUCAAAGAUAUAAAUGAUCACACUCCUACAUUUCUAGAAAAACAAAUCCUUCUGAAAAUCCCAGAAGGCACUUUGCCAGGGACUUCAUUUCAAAUGGAUAGUGCUCAGGAUUGGGAUGUAGGAAAGAAUGGUAUCCAAAAUUACACCUUAAGUCCCAAUGAUCAUUUCCACCUUAAAUUACAAGAUGGUGAUGGGGACGGAAAAUACCCAGAGCUGGUACUGGAACAAUCUCUGGACAGAGAAAAGGAGUCAGAAUUAAACUUAAUACUAACAGCUUUGGAUGGUGGGACCCCUCCCAGGUCUGGAACAUCAUUGGUUCAAGUGUUAGUCCUAGAUGUCAAUGACAAUAGCCCUGAGUUUGAAAAGACAGUCUAUGAGGUUCACGUACCAGAAAACAGCCCUCUAAACUCCCUGAUCCUUAAGAUGUCUGCUGCAGAUUUAGAUACAGGAACAAAUGGAGAAAUACAUUACUCAUUUUACCAUGUCUCCAGAGACAUUAAGAAAAAUUUUGAAAUUCAUCCUGUUUCUGGGGAAGUUCGUUUAAAAGCAGCCCUGGAUUUUGAGUCAAUCCAGUCUUACACAAUAAAUAUUCAGGCCAUUGAUGGUGGAAACCGUUCAGGAAAAACAACACUUUUAGUUCGGGUUGUAGAUGUCAAUGACAAUGCUCCAGAAAUACUCAUGACAUCUCUGGCCAGCGCCAUUCCAGAAAAUUCCUCUACAGAGAUGGUGGUCGCUGUUUUUAGCAUCCGAGACCAAGACAGUGGCGAGAACGGGAGGACGGUUUGUUCUAUCCAGGAAGAUCUCCCCUUUUUCUUGAUGAAUACAUUCAAGAAUUUCUACACACUGGUGACAGAGCAGCCACUGGACCGAGAACAGCAGGAGGAGUACAACAUCACGAUCACGGUGACAGACCUGGGCACCCCCAGGCUGGCAACUCAGCGCACCAUCAGGGUGCAGGUGUCCGACGUGAACGACAACGCCCCCGCCUUCAGCCAGCCCUCCUACACCCUGCUGGUGGGCGAGAACAACAGCCCCGCGCUGCACAUCGGCAGCGUGAGCGCCACGGACGCGGACGCGGGCAGCAACGCGCAGCUGACCUACUCGCUGCUGCCGGGCCCCGAGCCUUGGCCCCCGCAGCUGCCGCUCGCCUCGCUGGUGUCCAUCAACGCGGACAACGGGCAGCUGUUCGCGCUGCGCUCGCUGGACUUCGAGGCGGUGCGCGCCUUCGAGUUCUUUGUGCGCGCGCAGGACCGCGGCUCGCCCGCGCUGAGCGGCCAGGCGCGGGUGCGCGUGCAGGUGCUGGACCGCAACGACAACGCGCCCUUCGUGCUGUACCCGCUGCAGAACGCGUCGGCGGCGUGCAGCGAGCUGGUGCCCAGGGCGGCCGAGGCGGGCUACCUGGUGAGCAAGGUGGUGGCGGUGGACGGCGACGCGGGCCAGAACGCCUGGCUGUCCUUCCAGCUGCUCAAGGCCACGGAGCCCGGGCUCUUCAGCGUGUGGGCGCACAAUGGCGAGGUGCGCACGGCGCGGCCGCUCAGCGAGCGCGACGCGCCCAAGCACAGGCUGCUGGUGCUGGUCAGGGACAAUGGCGAGCCGCCGCUGUCGGCCAGCGUCACGCUGCACGUGCUGCUGGUGGACGGCUUCUCGCAGCCCUUCCUGCCGCUGCCCGACGCGGCGGCCGGCGCGGCGCCCGACGACCGCCUCACCGUCUACCUGGUGGUGGCCUUGGCGUGCGUGUCGUCGCUCUUCCUCUUCUCGGUGCUGGCCUUCGUGGCGGUGCGCCUGUGCCGGCGAGCCGGGCCGGCGGCGGGGGCCGGCUACCCCUACCCGGGUCUGCCCGACGGGCCCUUUCCGGGACAGCUGCUGGAUGCCAGCGGCGCGGGGACCCUGUCCCACAGCUACCGGUAUGAGGUGUGCCUGGCGGGGGUCGCUGGCACCAAUGACUUCAAGAUCCUUGAUCCCACUAUUCCCAGCUUCUUUUCCCAGGGUGCUGAAAUGUAGGAAAAUCACUCUUUGAAUGGCUUUGAAUUUUAUUAGGGAUCCAAUUAAGACACAGAAUAAAAGCAAAUUCUUUGCAGAACUUAAUAGAUUUUUCAAUAAUUGCA
Messenger RNA from Suncus etruscus (white-toothed pygmy shrew), 2471 nucleotides. Its product is annotated as protocadherin beta-18-like. NCBI's taxonomy places the organism in Eukaryota, Metazoa, Chordata, Mammalia, Eulipotyphla, Soricidae. Gene Ontology annotation, biological process: homophilic cell-cell adhesion. Bases 1 to 2367 code for a protein of 788 amino acids. Gene Ontology annotation, molecular function: calcium ion binding. The record is from RefSeq and is a predicted model, not a curated record. Gene Ontology annotation, cellular component: plasma membrane. The transcript has a single exon.